CAGUGUCUGCGCAGGCUCACGGGCAGUCUAGCAUGAAACUCUCAAUAGGUUACCCGUUUCACGUUUCACAACUGGUAUACACCUGUACAUAAAUAUAGGAAGAGGAUGAUGUGACGUUUUUGCGAAAUUUUGCGUUUCCAGCAUUAAGGAAAGUCAAGGCUGAAAUCUCGUUAGAUGACAAGAUACUGUUUUGAAGUUUAAGCACUCCUGGGCCAGCUUCUGUAUCCAAACGUCGUAUGAUCGGACACCGUUUACUCAAUUUACUGGGCAUCAAAAAGUCUGGAGAAUGGAUCAGUCGAUUUUGGAGUCCCUCUCUAUGCCGCAGCGGCAGAAAGUCACCAGACAGUUACGUAAAGAACAGGUGAAGAAAUACCUUGAAUUCGUUAAACUGGAGAGAGAGAAACAUGGCAGUCUGAAGAGGGAACGCAGAGAAAAUAAGAAGAAGACGAAGGUCGAAUUUGGAGAGACCCUGCUACUGCAGGAUGCGGUGGAGAACUUUGAUGAUAGAGAAGUGGCUCGGCUGCUACGUAGAGGAGCCAACAAAAAUUUCAGGACUGGUAAUGACACAUCCCUGUUACACAAAUGCGUUGAAGAGGAGAACUUUUCUACUGCUGAGAUGUUGAUCCGGGAGGGCGUCGACGUCAAUGCAAUGGACAUAGAUGGCUGGACACCGUUGCACAUGGCCUGUCACUGCCAGGCAGUCGAAAUGGUUCAGCUGCUUCUCAAUAAUGGUGCAGACAUAACUAAACUUGACAUGGAUGGAUUUUUCCCUAUGGACCAUGCACCUGAGGAUUCUGACACUCGAGAGCUGAUGCUCAAACACAUGCAGGGGCUAGGAGUCAAUGAGAAACAUCUGGAGGGGAUUCGACUGAAGAUACCACGGGAAAUGUUCAACAAUGUCAAGGACCACCUGUCCCAGGGCGGAAGUCCCAACAAAGGAAAUGAGGAUGGGGUAACCCUGCUUCACAUUGCUUGUGCUAAUGGGUACAGAAAGGUCAUCCGUCUGCUACUGAAGCAUGGAGCAGACGUCAAUCAAGCAGACAGUUAUGGAUGGACCUCUCUUCACAUUGCAUCCAAAUUCAACCAGAUGAGAAUUGUCCAGACACUGUUAAAGUCUGGAGCUGACCCACUGCGAAUGGACUCCAACAACUGCACUCCCUCACAAGUAUCCACCAAUGACAACAUUCGAGCCCUGCUGACCAAGGCGGAGAGGAAGCAGAAGAAGAAAUUGUCCUGGAGAGACUCGGAGCUCCCUGACAAUCUGGGAGAUGAUGAUGAUACAGAGGCAGAAGAUGAGACAGGCUAUCUCGUUCGCAUCAACAGCAAAAACGUUCGAUCCCGGCACACAACUUUGGCAAAGGAGGAUGAGUUAAUGGAGGCAAGACAGAGAGAAGAGAAUCAGAGAAGAACGAAGGGAAGUGAAGAACAGAUGGAGAAGGACACCAGGACAGAUUACCAUGAUGACAAACAGUCAGCAGACGACAUCUACGAGGAAAUCUACAUCUCCAAAAUCUGGAGAAAUGUCAACGAGGCCAAGGCUCAGCUGCCCACACAGAUGGACUCGGACAAUCUGGCAGAUCUCGCAGACAUCUCGGAGAGUGCCAUUCUGAGGGAAAUCCAGACACGGUUCACCGGAGGACAAAUCUACACCUAUAUAGGAGAUAUGUUGAUUGCUGUGAAUCCGUUUCAAGAUCUGCAGAUGUACUCUAAAGAGGUUUCACAGAAGUACCAUAGUAAGAGUUAUGUCCCUUUGCCUCCACAUGUCUAUGGUGUGGCGGAGAGAGCCCACAAAUGUCUUCUCUCCACCAACUCCUCGCAGUGCUGUGUCAUCUCCGGGGAGAGUGGUGCUGGCAAAACGGAGACCUGUAAAUACCUGGUACAACACCUGGUGUGUAUUGCAGGAAGUGAGGAGAGCAACCUCAACAGCAAAAUAUCACAGGUAAAUCCCCUGUUGGAGGCUUUCGGCAACGCCAAGACGGUGGUCAAUUCCAAUUCUAGUCGAUUUGCCAAGUUCAUGCAGCUUAGCUUCAAUGGAAAAGGAAAAAUUGUUGGAGCCAACCUGACUGAGUUUCUACUGGAGAAAUCCAGGGUGGUGUCUCAGGGAGAGGGGGAGCUGAACUUCCACAUCUUCUACUGGAUGUUCUCCGGAAUAUCACUGGAAGAGGCCAACCUGUAUCAGCUCCAGGACAUCUCAAAACACAGAUACUUAUCUCAGGAGGGUAUGGAUACAAAAAGUCUGAUAAACACGGCCAACAAAGAGAAGUUCUGGGAACUCAAGCAGUGUCUGCAGUAUGUAGGAUUUACCACUGAUGAUAUUCAGAACAUUCUUCAGCUGUUAGCAACUCUUCUUCACCUUGGUGAUGUCACAUUUGGUAGUCAAGGAAACCAUGAUGCUGCAGUAGUAACCAGUCAUGAGAAACUGGAGUUAGUGUCGGGCAUGUUAGAGGUGUCCAGUGAGGAACUGGGGUCAGCCCUGGUGGCAGAUUUCACUGUGACAAGAGGAGAACAAAUCAGAAAGGACCGAACCAAACAACAGGCGGGAGAUUGUCGCGAGGCCCUUGCUAAAACUCUUUACAGCCGAUUGUUUAGCUGGAUUGUCAACGGAGUCAAUCAAAUGAUACAACCCAUCGACCCCAGUGGUGACCAGUUCCAGAUUGGGAUCUUGGAUAUCUUUGGAUUUGAAAAUUUCACCAGGAACAGUUUUGAGCAAAUUUGUAUAAAUCUGGCCAAUGAGCAGAUGCAGAGCUAUACAAAUGAAUACAUAUUCAUGAAAGAGCAAGAAGACUGUUUGUUAGAGGGUGUGCCAUUGGUGGAAAUGAAUUAUAAAAAUAACCAACCAAUCAUUGAUGCCUUCUUGGAGAAAAAUUUAGGAAUUCUAGCCAUCAUUGAUGAGGAAAGCUGGUUUCCAAAAGGAACAGAUUUUUCUCUUGCCACCAAACUUCAUCAGGGACCAGGGGCCAAGUUUCCAGAGGUGUACAAAACCCCAAAGGACAAGGGGGCUCGUUUUACAAUCAUUCAUUAUGCUGGUGUAGUUCAGUAUGACCUGGUGGGUGUGUUGAAGAAAAACCGAGACACCAUGCCUAAUGCAAUCCUCUGUACCAUGAAGACCAGUAACAGCCUGCUGGUGAAGGAGCUGUUUCAAAGCCGUGUCACCAGGACUGGUUCCCUGGCCCCCAGCGCUCGGCAACAGAGAUCCAGAAAGUCCAGACAAUCACCUUUUGACUUCUUCAAGAAACUGAAGGGAGGUCGAUCAAAAAAGAAACCAAUAACCCCUGUGGUGUCGUAUGAGAGGAAAGGACCCACAACGAUGGCCUAUCAUUUUAAGAACUCCUUGUCGGACCUAAUGGCCAAAAUCCAAACAGCCACACCUCACAUCAUACGCUGUAUCCGACCAAACAUCGAGAGAAAACCGCUUGUUUUUAUCCCGGAAUAUGUCCUAGCUCAGAUGAGAUACACAGGGAUUACUGAGACAAUCAAAAUAAAGAAAUAUGGAUACGCUAGCCGCGUCAAGUUUCGGGACUUUCUAGUUGUAUACGAGACUUUGAGGUAUUUUGUGGUUCCUCCGUUCUGUAUGAUUCCGGAUGAACAGAAAUGUCGAGAGGUCAUCAAGUUCUGUGGACUGAGCACAGACGCAGAUAGUCACAAGGUGGGGAAAUCCAAGGUGUUUUUCCAUGAGACAGAUAUGAAGAAAAUUGAUCAAGUUUCCAGUGAAGUUAAAAAAAAAGUUGUAGUCUGUCAAUCAGCUGUUCGAAGGUUUUUGGCUAAGAGAAGGUAUGCUGAGCUUCACAAGAUUUCUAUGGAGCAGAAUGAAAGAAAAGUGCAAGAGUUGUGUCACCAGAUGUCGCUGCAGCAUGAUAAAGUGACCUCCUGGAUCCAGUACUCCAGAGAUCAUGAUGAGGGCAGAGUUCACCAGGCUCAAAAGUCCACAGAGCAGACAGAUAUCAGUGGGUCUUUGGAUAGCCUUGAUGAUAUUCUUAGUCAAUAUGACAGAGUUCCUGGAAAAGAAUCGGAUGAUACCGAGGAUGACAGCGAGGAAGACACCACUUACGCCGAUAUUGCCAAUGUAAUGUCUGACAUGAGUGUUCAACACAGACGAGGGUUACCUCCCCCUCCCUGUGGGGCAUUUAUCUCCCCUGACAGCCCCCCUCCAAAUCCUAGGGAGAUGUACAGUCAGUCUGGGAUUUAUGAUGUCAUACCAGGGGAAAAGGCCACAAGGAGACCUCCUCCACCCAAGAGAAGUUCCAGUACAAGACUUAGCUCAGGACGAGACAGGGUAUCAACAUCCAGUGACGACCCAGUUUUCUUAGAUGAUCCUCACAGAUCAGCCAAUCGGCAUUCACCUCACCAGUCACCAAAGUUAUCUAGGUCACCCAAGCAACAUCACGCCCAGGUUAGGAGGUCGUCAUCUCCAGCGCCCGCCAUCCCCUCCCCUAACCAGGCACGACCCUUCUCUUAUGUGUCUGCCCUCCCCAGCUCCCCACAGCAAUCCAAUGAACAUUUAGACUUAACAUCCCCAGGCUCACCGACAUAUGAACCCAUCAAACAAUCAUACCCUCAAAAUGGACAUCAUGGGGAUGGUCAACGUCGUAAGUCUUCCAAUCUUGAUGUCAGAACUGUUCAGCCUUCCCAUAAUGCUCCAUACCAGAGGCCCUCCACGGGGGGUUCUCCAAAUUCUCCUCGGAGACAGUCCAUGCCGAUUAGACCUGUCACACCUCCCCAACAUUUGAGGGACACAAACUUUCCACAACAUGUAAAGCCAUUCGUCCCUGCCCAGCUUGAUGUUAUGCAUGAACAGGAACCGAUGGGACCAUCUGUGAAAAAACACAGACCCCCAAGCUUCCCUGCACCUCCCAACCCUCUGUCUGGUAGUAUAAAGGCCCAUGGAAGCAUGCGAUCCCCCUCUCCACCUCUACCCCCACCCCCCUUAGAAAUGGGAAGUGGACAGCAGGUUUCCGGUCAGCAUUUUGGAAAUAGGCAGGUUUCUGGGAGUGAGCCCCCCACCCCACCCCCAAUCUCAAAAAUCCCAGGUAACAGGUCCUCUGUGACGUCGUUUGAGCUGGGUAAGAAAAUGAGGGAAGGUUCAGUGGACUUAAGUCCCUUAAAUUCUCCCACUCAUCACUCCAGCUUUGCAUCCCAACUCAACAAAGUCCAGCUAAAAGCUGCCGGAGCACCACCUGCUGAGCAGGAAAAGGAGACACUCAAGCAUGUUGCCAUGGGGAUCGCUGCUGAGCUUGGGAAGGUACAACUUCGGUCUAGUCCAAAAGAUGUUCCCAAAAGUAGUAUGCCACAGGGCAGUAAGGAAACUUCGCCUGAGGCACUUCUAGUGAAGCUGAACCCAGUCAAGGCCACAGGAGGAAGUAAAACUACACCAGAGAGUGAGACUGAGACAGGGGUCAAAUUUGUAGCAAAACUGAAAUCAACUGGGGGACCAAAACCUUGGGAAAAAGAUACAUCACCUCCUUCUAAUUUUGCGGAUGCUGGCAUGAAUGUGAUGACAUCAUCUCUGGACGAUGAACCGCUUCCUCCUCCCCCGUAUGAAGAGGAACCAUUAACUGAACUCCCUCUACCUCCCCCACCCCCAGAAGACAAUGAAUUGAAUCAGCCCCUUACCCCUGUGGUCAUGGAAACUCCAUCAAUAGCAGCUGGCAAAGAAAAUCUGAAUAAGAGAAAAAUGUUUGAAAAAGAGAAGAAGGAUACUGGUGACAAUAUGGACAUUGAUCUGGAUGAAAUUGAUUACAGUCAAAUUCCUGGUUAUGUUCCCAUUACAAAUGCUGUACCAAACUGGAAGAAAGACAUGAUAAUAAAGAAGAAUGAAGAAAAAGUUCGGGAAUAUGUGGAGGAAUUGAGGCGGAAGAAGGCAGAGGAGCUGAAGUGGAAGGAUGUUCCAGAGUGGAAGAGAAAGAUGUUGGAGAAGAAAGAGAAAGAAAAGCGGGAACAGGAGGAAGUGAUGACACAAGCAAUGCUGAACAAAGAAAAGGCCAAGACCUCAAAAAUAAAACCUGUAUUACAGAAACGUCAGUCCUUUGAUGAAACCCAAACCAACAAUGCAACAAAUAACACCGUCCCUGUUACUAAGAAACCUGUAUCCCCUGUUACUAAGCAACCUGAAACCCCACCUGUUGCUAAGCAACCAGAUAAACCACCUGUUACCAAACAACUAGGAACACCACUUGUUACUAAUGCUCCAAAGAAUUCAACCAAAGUCACAAAUGAUAAAACUGAUAUAGGUAAACAUCCGUCAGUAGAUACAAUAGACAUCAAAGAUUCACAGGAUUACUCACAUAAGGGUGGAUCACAUGAUCAAUACUCUGUCAGUGAAGGGUCACAUGACAAUGGGUCACAUGACCAAUAUGUGGAGGAUGCGUCACAAAACCACAGUGUUGAGGAUGUGUCGCAUGGCAACAGUUUGAAGGAGAACUUGCAUAACGAGGGGUCACGUGACGGCCGUAAAGAUAGGUCAUAUGAUGGAAGUGUUGAGGAUAUGUCACAUGACCACGGUGUUGAGGAUGUGUCACAUGACCACGGUGUUGAGGAUGUGUCACAUGACCACGGUGUUGAGGAUGUGUCACAUGACCACGGUGUUGAGGAUGUGUCACAUGACCACGGUGUUGAGGAUGUGUCACAUGACCACGGUGUUGAGGAUGUGUCACAUGACCACGGUGUUGAGGAUGGGUUGCAAAAUGAGGGAUCACAUGAUCUCUCUUUUGAGAAUGAGAAACAGAGUGUUGAUAAUCAACGAGACGAAGAGGAGAGAAAGAGGCAGGACAAAAGGCGACAGAUGGAAAUGCAGGCACAAAUGGAAAAGGAAUUGGCAGAUGUUCCAGAGUGGAAGCGAGAAAUCAUGCUGAAAAAAGGUGCAGCGCCAUCAAACUGGGGCGAUGAGAGAGAAGACAUCAACCGUGACGAGGAGGGAAAUGAAAAUCAUGAAUGACAUGAUUCCAGAAAAUUAGGUCAUUUUAUUUUUAUAUAAUUCAUUAAUGAUUCCUACACAGUUACGUUGGUCUUUAAGAAGACAUCUGUGUAACAGGGUGUAUGGUAAUGUUGUCUGCCAAUUCUCUCCUUCAUUUGUUGCUGUCUAUAAAGUUCGGGGAGGGGGGAGUGGCUUUAGAAUCCGAUUGUAUUUGGCAUAUUUUAAUGUCUUUUGCAUGAAAUGCAAUUUAGAAAAUGGAUUAUCUUGAUACAGGUGAUUGUAAUUUUACACAUAUAAACAGUACAUUAUUUUGCAUGGUUUUUUUUGUCUUGAGGGAUAGUACAAAACUGAGAUUAAGAAGGAAUAGUACAAAACUGAGAUUAAGAAGGAAUAGUACAAAACUGAGAUUAAGAAGGGAUAGUACAAAACUGAGAUUAAGAAGGAAUAGUACAAAACUGAGAUUAAGAAGGAAUAGUACAAAACUGAGAUUAAGAAGGAAUAGUACAAAACUGAGAUUAAGAAGGAAUAGUACAAAACUGAGAUUAAGAAGGAAUAGUACAAAACUGAGAUUAAGAAGGAAUAGUACAAAACUGAGAUUAAGAAGGAAUAGUACAAAACUGAGAUUAAGAAGGAAUAGUACAAAACUGAGAUUAAGAAGGGAUAACACACUUAUUAAAAUUGUCAGGAAUGAAAAACGGGGUAUGUUUGAUAAUGUUGUGUUGUUGAAAAUUUUAAAAUUUGCCUUGUGUAACAAAAAAUUGACAUGUGAAAUUUUAUUGUAAAAUUGAGACUUUUUUUCCAUAACCUUGUGGGAAUUGAAUACACAACCUACCGAUUAGCCAGCAUAUUACACAACCUACCGAUUAGCCAGAAUAAUGGCCUUGUUCACCAAUUUACUCAGACAAGAGAAGAAUUUUAAAAGGACAGAAAAUAUAUUUCUGAUUUUAUUUUGGCCUCAUUGACAUACUUCCGUUUGAAAAAUUGUGAUUUUGUGUAUUAGUCCUCAUAACUGAAAAGGGAAACCCCACUCUUCCUUGAGGUGACUUGUGCAGUUAGAGAAAAUGUAAUAUUUAAAUAUUCAUGAAUUUCUGUAAACAUUUGAUUCCUAGUUUAUCACAUGUCACCAUAACCAUAUUGUGUAUGUGUAAUUAAAACUACUUAUUUAUUGUGGAUGUCGGGAUAUAUACUGCUCAAAGUUUGGUUAUAAGAGCAAAGAAUUCAUUUCAUUCCCUGCACGAUUUGGGAAAAUGCUAGCUUUGUACUGAAGUAUAUAUGAUGUUUUAUUACAAUUAAUUAAGUUAUACAAAGAUGUAAUGCUUUUAUUAGUGCUUUUUGUCAGACUGCCAUAUUUAAAGGAAUAUUUGUUUUCAGGAUUUUUUAUUUUUUUUUAAAUUCCUUUGAGCAGAAUUUUACUUGAGCACAAUUAAAAAUAAAGUUUUACACAUUUAACUGAUGAGAGCAAUGAAUUAGCAGGUCCAUUUCAGGCAAUUAAUUGAAUACAUGUACAUUGAAGAGCAGAAUAACAAUAAAAUCUAGUUACUAUUUAAGUAUUGUGUAGUCUUUUUGUUGGUAUAUUGUAUGUGUGACUGUUCUUACAUUGUCUAGAAGUAAACUAUGUGCAAAGAUGGCUUUUGGCAACAAAGAUAACUAUGAAUUUAUUUUAGUUCAUAGUUUGAGUGAUCUCCCUUUCAUUGCUAAUGUUUCAGCAAAAUAUCGCCCAAUAGGCUGAGCAGAAUCUGUGCUAAAUUCUAUAGAAUCUCAACCCUUUAUGAAAAUGAGUGUCUUUACUGUGUUCAUGUGCGUCUGAUUGUCCAUCAACAAGUUCACGAAUCUUUUUGCAUUUUGCUGAGUUGCCUAAAAAUACCUGCCUUGAUAUUGCAAACAUGUUGGUUUUAUUUAGUAGACAUAUUGAUAUUUUGUGCAAAUGGCUUUAGUAGCGAUUUAUUCAUGCCAAAGUUUUAAUGACAUUAUUGUAUUAUGCUCUUUAUAUAUAUAUAUACAAUUUGCGUUCAUUUGCCUAGCGGUGCUUUAUUUAUAUUUUUUGUUUUAUUUAUUUUAUCAUGUUUUACCUUACAAGGUAUCGCUGAUCUGUCUUAAGGUAGCAGGAAGCUGAAGUCAAAGUACAGCAUUAUAUUUUAUUAAUCUAAAGUGAAAGUACUAUAUUAUAUUAAUCUAAAGUGAAAGUACUAUAUUAUAUUAAUCUAAAGUGAAAGUACAGCAAGAAGUGAUGAUUAUACUUUUGAAAUCAGAUUAAAGGUAUAGUGUGUAAUUUUUUGACAAGAAUUUUGAAAUCCAUGUAGGAAUUAGUUACCGUAUUAUGGGUUUUUUCCGCGGGUAUAAAAUUUGGUGAUUUGCUGGCUCAAAGGUAUGCAACACGUAAUAAUUUUAGCGGAAUAAAUUUUGGUGAACAGGGAAGAGUUGUCUCUCUGUCAAAUACUUAAGUCACAAUUGGGUGCAUAUUUGGCAAAUGAAAUUUUGGCGAAAAGCUAUCUAAUCGCUAAAAUAAGCCAAGAUUAUAAUCCUGCGGGAAAAAAACGCUAUAUGGUUUUUAGGGGCAUCAAAAUGACCUCUUUGCACUUCAAAUAAACUGCAACAAAUUAUUAUAUGGUAUUACUAUUUUCAGGAUACAUUAUACAGAAUACAAAGUUUUGACCUUUGUAAUUAGAAUUUCUAUAAAAAUUCUCAUAGUUAGCAAGGCUGGAAUGUAGUGGAAAGAAAAUUGAAAUCCAUGUUGGGAAUUCAGGAAUAUGUCAGCACAAACAUUUGACUGACUCAAGAUUGUGUGGUUGAGUGUAUGCAAUGUUUAUAUACAAUGUUCUAUAGAGGUCUUAUUAUGAUGAGUUACCAGUAUAGACAUCGAACCUCGCACUACCUUGAAUUUAGCAGUGCUGAUAUUUGUGUUAGCUUCAUAACAAGAACAUUUUUCUACUUUCUUUACCCAUCAAUUGAAAUUUUGUUGGUAAUAUCAGCUACCGUGUAUCAAUAAUUUAAACAUGUUUUGGUAUUUUGCUUUAACAUACAGAAUUUACAUUUAUUAAAGUUAAUACCGAGUUCUGAUGUAUACAUAUAGUAUAUGUUCAUUCUGCAUAAUGGAACUCAAUGGUUUAAUAAAUGUCUACCUACCCACUU
Ostrea edulis (European flat oyster) is the source of this 10039-nucleotide messenger RNA. Its product is annotated as unconventional myosin-XVI-like. The transcript is spliced from 41 exons. Gene Ontology annotation, cellular component: myosin complex. Gene Ontology annotation, molecular function: ATP binding; cytoskeletal motor activity; protein binding. The record is from RefSeq and is a predicted model, not a curated record. Bases 287 to 6931 code for a protein of 2214 amino acids. Lineage: Eukaryota; Metazoa; Mollusca; Bivalvia; Ostreida; Ostreidae.